Messenger RNA from Penicillium maclennaniae, 1998 nucleotides. Its product is annotated as protein phosphatase regulator GAC1. Gene Ontology annotation, cellular component: protein phosphatase type 1 complex. The record is from RefSeq and is a predicted model, not a curated record. Gene Ontology annotation, biological process: regulation of glycogen biosynthetic process. Bases 1 to 1998 code for a protein of 665 amino acids. Lineage: Eukaryota; Fungi; Ascomycota; Eurotiomycetes; Eurotiales; Aspergillaceae. The transcript is spliced from 2 exons. Gene Ontology annotation, molecular function: protein phosphatase 1 binding; glycogen binding.
AUGCCAUACACUGCGCCGUUGAAGUCGUUGCUCUCCGCGCAACACGUUGAAUACUCUGAUCCCUCUUCACAAUCUCACUCUGAACGGCCUGGCUUGGUUCGUUCCGCCUCUGCGCGUCUACAGAGCUCUCGUUCCUAUUCUUCUACCUCGUACGUUCGUCGACACCGACGGAGCCCGUCGAUCAGUAAAUCGACAGUGUCUUCCUCGUCGGACCCCACCUCCCGGACGUCACCGGUUAUUGACCCUCAUGCCAGUCUCCGUCAGUCACCCCCACCAGUAAGCAAUGCUACGAUUCCUGUCGGGGCGGUGAUCUCGCCGCCCGAAUCCGCUCCGAACUCAAGUGACGAGGAGUCGCCUUACCGUGAGGGUAUCAAGCUGGAAGAGCUCGAGGCUGCCGUCCGAUCCAUCGGUCAAAGGAGGGAAAGCUCACCAGAGAGAGAUAAUAUGGGCCCCGCCGAAUCCAUGAGCACCGAGGCUCCGUCCUCAAGUUCGUCGACGAUAACACUUGACUCGGAUCCAAAGCCCAAUCACCUCCGCCUGUCCAAUUCUGCAAGAAAAAUCUCCCACUCACGAUCUUCGACCGACACGGCCAUUGAUCUGAAGCGUGAAGAAGCUCUGACGAGUUCGCCUGAUGACAGCGAUGUGGAAACGUCAAAGAAACCCCUUAUGGUCCGGAAGAAGUCGGGUGAGUUGGUCCGUCCGGCCCUCCGUCCCGCAUCGGCCCGGCGACGACCGUCCAGCAUGCCGGGAACCCCGGUCUAUGCCAAGGCCGUGCACUUUGAUUCGCAGCUGGAACACAUCCGUCACUUCCUGCAGCUUGAUCGACCUUUAGCGGUCAGCGCCGAGACCUCCCCAGUGGAGACCCACGACGCCGAUCACGAGUUCCCAUUCGGUAAAUACGACAACAAGCCGUCAUGGGAAUGGGAGCUUCGGCUAUCCAACGCCCCCAAGGAAAUUUCCACUUCAUCUAAUCUUCCAGUCCAGCUGGAACGUGUGUACUUGUCCGCUGAUAAGAAGGUUUUGCUUGGUACUGUGGCCGUAGCUAACUUGGCUUUCCACAAACACGUGGCUGCUCGCUUCACGCUUGAUUACUGGAGAACAACAUCCGAGGUCGGCGCGGUGUACUGUCAUGAUGUUCGUCGAAAGCAUGCCCAAGAUGGGUAUGACCGUUUUUCAUUCGAAAUCAAGUUGGACGAUCAGGCAAACCUGGAGAGCAAGACCAUGUUCAUCUGUAUUCGCUACAAUGUGAACGGUCAGGAGUUCUGGGAUAACAAUCACGGAAUGAACUACCAGAUUGAUUUCAUUAAGACACCCAGGGUCGCCUCCACCAAGCCAUCAGGAGGAGCUCGCCCUGCUCUUCCCCGCAGCCGAACCUUUGCCACUUCCCACUCGACUCGACCUCGCUCGGUACCUCCAUCCUUGGAUGAUUCGUCUUUUGACGACUUCGCGAAUGUGGGCAAGAACCUUGGCUUCUCCAAUCCUUUCGGGAGUACCAAGGGAUCUCCGUUAAACCGGCCGUCGGCGGAUGACAUUGACACGAUCGGACCGCCAAAACGGCGUGAAACCCAGAAUCCACAAGGAUUCAGCAAUCGAUACGAUUUCGGAGCAUCCUUGACCGCCGCCAUGAAGACGAAGACUCCUCUGGAUCGGACCACACUGACUGCUCGGGCACGCUCUGAACGAACCCCUGAGACAAAGUCAGUUGCGGAGCCUGUUCCAACCAAAGCUACUGCUGUGAGCGAAAAAGCUCGGAAGGAGGAUCUGAAACCUUCCUCACUGGUUUCUAGCAAACCGUGUCUCGAGUCCUCGGUGUACAAAGAGUUGGUGGACAAGUAUUGCUUCUACGGUUCCCCGAAGUCGAAUGAAGAGGCGCAGGGCCCCGUCGUGAACGUGAACGGUGAGGAGCCCCCGAAGCAACAUCCUUCGGGCGCUCCUUCACCCCCCUCUGUCCCCUGGGUCUCCGGCUCCUCUGGAAGCACCAACCGAAGUAUCCCGUGA